GCAGCUUUCCAUUACCUGCUGCUCCUAUCAACAAUGUUGAGCAGAAGCUGAUCAAGGAAGAAGCUUCUUUAGAUCACAGACCUCGUGCCGACAUGCAUGAAACAAAGCCCCCCCACGUAAAAGAGGAAUGGAAGGAAGUCUACAUCAGUCUGCCAGGAGAGCAGCUCAAUGGGAAGGAGGUGAAUAAUGCCAUCAGGUUUCCAAUGGCUGCUCCUCCCAUAAAAUGUCUGGACGAUGAACAGUCUCUGCUGCUCUCACAGGUUUAUCCAGACCAACUUAAAAGCAAAGAGCUUCCAGAAGAGAAUGAUGGAGAAGAAUCCAUCAGGAUACAAGAUCAUGCAGAUGCUUCUAUUUCUUUAGAGACAGAAGACACUGAGAACUGUGGCAAAACAUUUAUUGGAAAAUACACUUUAAACACACACAUGAGAAUCCAUACAGGACAGAAGCCUUUCUGUUGUGAUCUAUGCGGACAAAGUUUUUGCAGAAGAGAACAUUUAACCAGACACAGGGGAACCCACAUAGGACAUAAGCCCUUUUGUUGUGAUUUAUGUGGAAACAGAUUUAGCCAAAAUGGAUCUUUAAAAAGACACAUGAGAAUCCAUACAGGACAGAAGCCUUUCUGUUGUGAUCUCUGUGGAAAAAGAUUUUGGGAAAAACAAAACUUAGCCAUACACAUGGGAAUCCACAUAGGAGUGAAGCACUUCUGUUGUGAUCUGUGUGGACAAAGAUUUAGCCGAAAUACAACUUUAAACAGACACAUGAAAAUCCAUACAGGACAGAAGCCUUUUUGUUGUGAACUAUGUGGAAAAACAUUUAGCCAAAAGUCAACUUUAAACACACACAUGAAAAUCCAUACAGGACUGAAGCCUUUCUGUUGUGAUCUAUGUGGAAAACGAUUUAGCGAAAAGUCAGGUUUAAACACACACAUGAGAAUCCAUACAGGACAGAAGCCUUUCUGCUGUGACACAUGUGGAAAAAGAUUUCGCAUAAGAGGACAUUUAAACAGACACACGAGAAUCCAUACAGGACAUAAGCCUUUCUGUUGUGACACAUGUGGAAAAAGAUUUAGACAAAAUACAACUUUAAACAGACACAUGAGAAUCCAUACAGGACAGAAG
Messenger RNA from Fundulus heteroclitus (mummichog), 1118 nucleotides. RefSeq names its product gastrula zinc finger protein XlCGF8.2DB-like. NCBI's taxonomy places the organism in Eukaryota, Metazoa, Chordata, Actinopteri, Cyprinodontiformes, Fundulidae. The annotation marks the transcript as partial. The record is from RefSeq and is a predicted model, not a curated record. The transcript has 2 exons.